Messenger RNA from Cinclus cinclus, 3242 nucleotides. It is a transcript of the gene ANKRD44, whose product is annotated as ankyrin repeat domain 44. Bases 6 to 3242 code for a protein of 1078 amino acids. NCBI's taxonomy places the organism in Eukaryota, Metazoa, Chordata, Aves, Passeriformes, Cinclidae. The record is from RefSeq and is a predicted model, not a curated record. Gene Ontology annotation, molecular function: protein binding. The transcript is spliced from 28 exons.
GGAGGAUGGCCGUGCUCAAGCUCGCCGACCAGCCCCCACUGGUCCAGGCGAUUUUCAGUGGUGAUCCAGAAGAGAUCCGGAUGUUGAUCUACAAAACUGAGGAUGUCAACGCCUUGGAUGCUGAGAAGAGAACCCCUCUUCACGUUGCAUCAUUCCUGGGAGAUGCAGACAUCAUUGAGCUUCUCAUUUUGUCAGGCGCUCGUGUCAAUGCCAAGGACAAUAUGUGGCUGACUCCUCUCCAUCGAGCAGUUGCUUCAAGAAGUGAAGAAGCCGUGCAGGUGCUCAUCAAGCACUCGGCCGAUGUCAAUGCCCGGGACAAGAACUGGCAGACACCACUGCACGUGGCGGCCGCCAACAAGGCGGUGAAGUGCGCGGAGAUCCUCAUCCCCCUGCUGAGCAGCGUCAACGUGUCGGACCGCGGCGGACGCACCGCGCUGCACCACGCCGCCCUCAACGGCCACGUCGAGAUGGUGAACUUGCUCUUAGCCAAGGGGGCAAACAUCAAUGCUUUUGACAAAAAGGACAGAAGAGCUCUUCACUGGGCAGCGUACAUGGGUCACCUGGAAGUUGUUGCCUUACUGAUUAAUCAUGGUGCAGAAGUGACUUGUAAAGACAAGAAGGGUUACACCCCACUUCAUGCAGCUGCAUCCAAUGGGCAGAUUAACAUUGUGAAACAACUCCUUAACCUGGGGGUGGAGAUUGAUGAGAUGAACAUCUAUGGAAAUACUGCACUUCACAUUGCCUGUUACAAUGGUCAGGAUUCUGUUGUUAAUGAGCUGAUUGACUAUGGUGCUAAUGUAAAUCAGCCUAAUAACAAUGGAUUCACCCCUUUGCAUUUUGCUGCUGCUUCCACUCAUGGAGCACUGUGUCUUGAACUGCUAGUGAAUAAUGGGGCAGAUGUUAAUAUCCAGAGUAAGGAUGGGAAGAGCCCCCUGCACAUGACAGCUGUCCAUGGGAGGUUCACACGGUCGCAGACCCUCAUCCAGAACGGAGGGGAGAUUGACUGUGUUGAUAAGGAUGGUAACACCCCUCUGCACGUGGCUGCAAGAUAUGGACACGAGCUUUUGAUCAACACCCUCAUAACCAGCGGAGCCGAUACUACCAAGUGUGGGAUCCACAACAUGUUCCCUUUACACUUAGCAGCACUGAAUGCCCACUCAGACUGUUGCAGGAAAUUGCUGUCAUCGGGACAAAAGUAUAGCGUAGUGUCCUUGUUUAGUAAUGAGCACGUGCUGUCUGCAGGCUUUGCCAUAGACACUCCCGACAGCUUCGGAAGAACGUGCCUGCACGCGGCCGCGGCCGGAGGUAAUGUAGAAUGUAUAAAACUCUUGCAAAGCAGCGGAGCAGAUUUUAAUAAGAAGGACAAAUGUGGAAGGACACCUUUGCACUAUGCAGCUGCAAAUUGUCAUUUCCACUGCAUCGAGACACUGGUGACAACAGGAGCCAAUAUUAACGAGACAGAUGACUGGGGACGCACCCCUUUGCACUAUGCUGCUGCUUCUGACAUGGACCGAAAAAGAAAGAAUAUUUUAGGUAACUCCCAUGAAAAUGCUGAAGAACUUGAAAGAUCCGCUGAGAUGAAGGAAAAGGAAGCUGCAUUGUGUCUCGAGUUCCUGCUCCAGAACGAUGCCAACCCAUCCAUCCAGGACAAGGAGGGCUACAACACUGUGCAUUAUGCUGCUGCCUACGGGCACCGGCAGUGCUUGGAACUGCUUCUGGAAAAGACAAACAAUGUGUUUGAGGAAUCUGAUUCUGCAGCUACAAAAAGUCCUUUGCAUUUAGCUGCCUACAAUGGUCACCAUCAAGCUCUGGAGGUACUUCUGCAGUCUCUGGUUGAUCUGGAUAUUAAGGAUGAGAAGGGACGCACUGCUCUGGACUUGGCUGCAUUUAGAGGACACGCAGAGUGUGUGGAAGCUCUCAUCAGCCAGGGCGCUUCUGUCACUGUAAAGGACAAUGUCACCAAAAGGACCCCCCUCCAUGCCUCAGUCAUUAAUGGCCAUACACCUUGUUUACGGUUGUUGCUGGAGGUUGCGGACAACCCUGAUGUGACAGAUGCCAAAGGACAAACUCCCCUAAUGCUUGCAGUGGCAUAUGGACACAUUGAUGCUGUUUCAUUAUUACUUGAAAAAGAAGCAUCUGUAGAUGCAGCUGAUCUCCUGGGAUGUACAGCUUUACAUCGAGGGAUCAUGACUGGGCAUGAAGAAUGUGUUCAGAUGCUGUUAGAGAAAGAAGUGUCUAUUUUGUGUAAAGAUGCCAGAGGCAGGACACCUCUGCACUUCGCAGCAGCUCGGGGUCAUGCCACGUGGCUGAGCGAGUUACUGCAAGUGGCACUUGCUGAGGAGGACUGCAGCCUCAAGGACAACCAGGGCUACACGCCCCUGCACUGGGCUUCUUACAAUGGUCAUGAAAACUGCAUAGAGGUACUAUUGGAACAAAAACUUUUCCACAAGUUCUAUGGUAAUAGCUUCUCUCCAUUGCACUGUGCCGUAAUCAAUGAUCAUGAAAACUGUGCAUCACUACUCAUCGGAGCCAUUGACGCCACCAUUGUCAAUUGUGAAGAUGACAAAGGAAGGACGCCCCUGCAUGCCGCAGCCUUCGCCGACCACGUGGAGUGCCUGCAGCUGCUGCUGAGCCACAGCGCGCAGGUGAACGCGGCCGACGGCGUGGGCAGGACGCCGCUCAUGAUGGCAGCGCUCAGCGGGCACGUGGGCGCCGUCGACUUUUUGGUGAACAUUGCCAAGGCUGACCUGACAUUGAAAGAUAAGGAGUUGAAUACAUCUUUGCACUUGGCUAGCAGUAAAGGUCAUGAAAAAUGUGCCUUGUUAAUACUUGACAAGAUCCAAGAACAGAGCCUUAUUAAUGCAAAAAAUAAUGCAUUGCAGACACCUCUUCAUAUUGCUGCACGAAAUGGCCUAAAGAUGGUGGUUGAAGAGUUGCUGGCCAAAGGGGCCUGUGUCCUGGCAGUAGAUGAAAAUGGUCAUACGCCAGCCCUGGCUUGUGCUCCUAACAAAGACGUGGCUGACUGCCUGGCACUCAUUUUGGCUACCAUGAUGCCUUUUUCUCCUUCCAGUUCAGUGACGGCUUUCAACUUCACUUGUGUUAAAAAAGACAAUUUGGGCAGGACGCACCUCUGCGAUGGCUCUGCUCUGGGUAGCAUUAACUCUUACAAUAAGCCCUUGAGUAAUAACAUAGGAACAGAGGAUGGGUACAAUGAAAAUGAUUCGGAUUCUGAAACAUUCUGA